CCCACACCCCGGCGGAGGUGAUGAUGGUGCAUUGUGCGGGCUGCGAGAGGCCGAUUUUGGACCGGUUCCUCCUCAACGUCUUGGACAGGGCUUGGCACAUCAAAUGCGUCCAGUGCUGCGAGUGCAAAUGCAACCUGACCGAGAAAUGCUUCUCCAGGGAAGGCAAACUCUACUGCAAAAACGACUUUUUCAGGAGGUUUGGUACCAAAUGCGCCGGCUGUUCCCAAGGCAUCUCCCCCAGCGACCUGGUCCGGAAAGCCCGGAAUAAAGUGUUUCACCUGAACUGUUUCACCUGCAUGGUCUGCAACAAACAGCUUUCCACGGGCGAGGAACUCUAUAUCAUAGACGAGAACAAAUUUGUUUGCAAAGAGGAUUAUUUGAACUCUCCCACGCUGAAGGAAGGCAGCCUCAACUCAGCACCCGGGGCCGGAUCCUGCCACGCCAGUCAGUGGGGCCGCUGCUGUGAGCGAGUGUCCUCAUGUACAGACAGGAGUUUGUCCCCGGAUCUCCAGGACCCCAUGCAGGACGACACCAAGGAGACGGACAACUCGACCUCCUCGGACAAGGAGACCACCAACAACGAGAACGAGGAGCAGAACUCGGGCACCAAGCGGAGGGGGCCCCGCACCACCAUUAAAGCCAAGCAGCUGGAGACCCUCAAAGCUGCCUUCGCCGCCACCCCCAAACCCACCCGCCACAUCCGAGAGCAGCUGGCCCAGGAGACCGGCCUCAACAUGAGAGUCAUCCAGGUCUGGUUCCAGAACCGCCGGUCCAAGGAGCGACGGAUGAAGCAGCUGAGCGCCCUGGGUGCCCGCCGACACGCUUUCUUCCGCAGCCCGCGCAGGAUGCGGCCCCUCGGCGGCCGCCUCGACGAGUCCGAGAUGCUCGGCUCGACCCCCUACACUUACUACGGAGAUUACCAAGGUGACUACUACGGACCGGGAGGCAAUUAUGACUUUUUCCCCCACGGGCCGCCCUCCCAAGCCCAAUCCCCGGCCGAUUCCAGCUACCUUCAGAACUCAGGACCCGGCUCCACACCCCUGGGACCCUUGGAGCCCCCCCUAAGCGGACACCACUCCUCAGAAAACCAAAGGUACACGGAUAUGAUCUCACAUCCCGACACUCCCAGCCCCGAGCCGGGGGUGACCGGUUCGCUUCACCCCAUCCCUGGGGAGGUCUUCAGCGGGGGGCCCAGCCCCCCUUUCUCCAUGUCCAGCAAUAGCGGCUACAGCGGGGGGCUCCCGCACCCCAACCCGGAGCUCAGCGAGGCGGCGGUGUGGUAGGCUUGGGGUGGGCACGCGUGGAGGGGGAAACCCACCCCCCAAGAAAACACA
Apus apus (common swift) is the source of this 1334-nucleotide messenger RNA. It is a transcript of the gene LHX5, whose product is annotated as LIM homeobox 5. Gene Ontology annotation, biological process: regulation of transcription by RNA polymerase II; neuron differentiation. Lineage: Eukaryota; Metazoa; Chordata; Aves; Apodiformes; Apodidae. Bases 21 to 1283 code for a protein of 420 amino acids. The transcript is spliced from 6 exons. Gene Ontology annotation, cellular component: nucleus. Gene Ontology annotation, molecular function: RNA polymerase II transcription regulatory region sequence-specific DNA binding; DNA-binding transcription factor activity, RNA polymerase II-specific. The record is from RefSeq and is a predicted model, not a curated record.